Vigna umbellata (rice bean) is the source of this 1175-nucleotide messenger RNA. It is a transcript of the gene AGL15, whose product is annotated as AGAMOUS-like 15. Gene Ontology annotation, molecular function: protein dimerization activity; DNA-binding transcription factor activity; RNA polymerase II transcription regulatory region sequence-specific DNA binding. Gene Ontology annotation, cellular component: nucleus. Gene Ontology annotation, biological process: positive regulation of transcription by RNA polymerase II. NCBI's taxonomy places the organism in Eukaryota, Viridiplantae, Streptophyta, Magnoliopsida, Fabales, Fabaceae. The record is from RefSeq and is a predicted model, not a curated record.
ACAACACGGAGCCAUGCAAAGUUGCCGUUUCCAGCGAGGCCAACCUCUCUGUUCAGUCGUUUGAGGUAAAACGCUUUUCAGUGUCUUCACGAAGCCACCUUUUCUUCUUCUCUUCUCCUCUCUUCGACCAACUCAACAGGGUCUUUUUCUUUUCAACCUCAAACUCUGUCUUUCUAAUCUCUGCUCGAGUUUGAGUUGGGCAUGUCCAAUGGGUCGAGGGAAGAUCGAGAUCAAAAGAAUCGACAAUGCCAGCAGCAGGCAAGUCACCUUCUCCAAGCGCAGAACAGGCUUGUUCAAAAAGGCUCAAGAACUCUCCAUUCUCUGUGACUCCGAGGUUGCCGUCAUAGUUUUUUCCAACACUGGCAAGCUCUUUGAGUUUUCCAGUUCAGGAAUGAUGCGAACACUUUCAAGAUACAACAAAUGUCUUGGUUCUACGGAUGCUACUGCUGUAGCAGAAAUUAAAACACAGAAGGAAGAUUCUAAGAUGGUGGACAUUCUAAGAGAAGAAAUUUCAAAGUUAGAAUCAAAGCAAUUACAGUUAUUGGGUAAGGAUCUGACAGGAUUGGGAAUAAAAGAAUUGCAAAAUAUAGAGCAGCAACUCAGUGAGGGGUUAUUGUCUGUAAAGGCAAAAAAGGAGGAAUUACUUAUGGAGCAGCUGGAGCAAUCUAGAGUUCAGGAACAGCGGGUCAUGUUGGAGAAUGAAACUUUGCGCAGACAGAUUGAGGAGCUUCGCUGUCUGUUUCCACAAACAGAAGCAAUGGUUCCAUUUCAGUAUCAACGUCCUGAAAGAAAGAACACUUUUGUAAAUACCGGUGCCAGAUGUCUCAACUUGGCCAAUAACUGUGGAAAUGAGAAAGGAAGUUCAGACACAGUAUUUCAUUUGGGGUUGCCUGCUGGUGUUCAAGAGGAAGGGCCCCAAGAAAGAAAUCUUUUCAAAUAACUUUUCAGAGUUCUGAUUUUCUUAUUUCAACAGGGAAAAUAGAAUUUCAGACAUUUAUUGCAGUUGUAGUUAUGUACAAUAUAGAUUAGGGAGAAAGGUUAUGACUAAAAGUGACCCUCAAGUUAUAAAUUGGAAUUUGGCUCUUUUAGAAUAUGCAGAUUGACCAUUUUUAUCAAAUUGUGGCCUAAUUAACAAUGAUUGUGAAAGGUCUAUUGAAGACACUGUUUUGUUUUUU